This is a messenger RNA of Synchiropus splendidus (mandarinfish), 1496 nucleotides long. RefSeq names its product V-set and transmembrane domain containing 4b (gene vstm4b). The coding region runs from base 79 to 1047 and encodes 322 amino acids. The transcript is spliced from 8 exons. Lineage: Eukaryota; Metazoa; Chordata; Actinopteri; Syngnathiformes; Callionymidae. The record is from RefSeq and is a predicted model, not a curated record.
GAAAAGAAGAGGAGGAGGAAACUGAGCGCUUCUUUUCUUCAGAGGCAUUUACGUUUAUGGAGGCUGCAGUUGUGGAAAAUGAAGAUCUCCUCUGUGGUCUUCGCUUUUCUGACUCCAGCAAUUUUUGGAGGUCUGUCUCUGGCCAUCAAUGUUACCAUCACCUCCUCCCCCUUCACUGUAGCCGAAGAAGGACAGAACGUCACUCUGUCUUGUGUUGUGUCGCAGCGACGCCGCAACGCUGCUCUGCCGGUGGUCAAGUGGACUUUUCUCCCCGCAGGUAUGGACCAGCCAGAUGACGAACUCCUCAUCGCUCGUGUCAACAUGCGAAAGGCACGGUUUUAUGGAAACUACACCAAGAGCUUCUCUUGGCCAAAGUUCAAACUGAUGGUGGUGAAGCAGGGGAAGAUCUUUGACUUGGUCAUUUUGAACGUUUCGGAGGACGACCAGGGGCUCUACUUCUGUCGGGUGCAGGAGUUCAAAAAGCACCAGGACCGGUGGAAGGCUUCAUCCAAUUGCUCCGCUGCUACUGAGCUCAGAGUUCAUGUGCCGCCGCCCACCACGUCUAAAGAAAGCCUGUGGAGCUUGUUUGAAGAUGUGUAUAUUUGUGCCGUGCUGAUCUGCUCCGUGGGUCUGGUGUGUAUGUGUCUGUUCACCGUGACUGUCACCUGCCAGUACAUCCAGAGGAAGCACAGGUUAAAAGAAAAUUAUCACCUGGUCAAAAGUCCUCAGAACAGCUCAGGGGAAACAGUCACCAGUGUGGUCAGUGUGUCACCUGCUCUGCCUAAAAAAGAGAGGCGAUACAGGAAGAAAAGGAGCAAAGACUACCGAGAGGAGACGCCACCAGAAGUACCUGCAAAAGCUCCAAUUGGGGACAAAACACAUAAACCAAAGCUAUUAAAACCACAAAGGAAGUUAAUAUUGCCAAAGAUCGUGGAGGAAAACCUGACCUACGCAGAACUGGAUCUGGUGAAGCCACUUCCAGAGAGCAAGACGUCGCGGAGUGGCACCGUCUACGCUCAGAUACUGUUCGGGGAGCAGCAGCUAUGAGAGGCGGAUAACUCAUGCUUUUUGUAAAUUACUAUUUUUAAUUUAAAGUUUGUGUUUAUGGCCUGACAGAGACAGAUGAGUCACAUGAUGUAUAGAUAAUAUGAUGGCACACAAACUUUAGUGGAAGACAUUUCAAUGUGAUCUGGUUUCACACUUAUUUCAAUAGCAAAUGCAAGUGUUUAUGUCACCUGAAAUAGAGCCAAGUAAAGGUGGCAGUAGUUGCCAAGGAUGCAUUAGUGGUGUAAUAAUGCAUUGGCAAUAAUAAUGCAUUAAUAAAUAAAAGGAAAAAACAAUUGAAUUUACAAUGAGGAACAUCUGCCCAGUUUGACCAGGACGUCCUCGUCCCUUCCUUGACGAAGGAGGCAUCAGAGAUACUUAGACCGGGCAUGGAGUCUGAUAUUGCCCAUCUCCGGUGGCAUAUAAGCUUUGCCUUAAUGUGGCACUGAUGC